CGCAAAACCAAGGCAGAUGACAGUCAGUGGCACCAUUUGCGUGCAACAAAGCCAUGCCGCCACCGAAGGAGGACGACAUGCUCGCGACAUGCACGAUUUGAUCGCGGCAUUUGAAGCGUCGACGAUGCCAGUUGAAUCGUUUCCACAAGCCAACGACAUUACAAGGGCGUAUGCUACAUGUGGGCGCAUGGCGGAAGCACUGUACCUCCAGGCGCAAUUGGUGGAGCGGACCUCGAUCAGAACACCCGAAUACGUCCACCGGUUGCUCGUCACGGUGGCAAUGCUUGGGCAGACUCUGCAAUGGACACAAGCUGGUGCUGUUCUCUUGGUGCGUUGAAUCCGUGUGUGUAGAGCGCUGUCGUCAUGACAAUGCUUGUAAACUACAGUCGAUUCUGAACCAAUUGCCGCUACCUCUCAAUCGCCACGACGGUCUCUUUCUCAUGGCGUACAUUGAAUCACGGCAAGGACGUCGUAAACGAGCAGAAUUACUGUGGCGUCAAUGCUUUGGACCAGCGUGGUGCGACCUAGUCAAUCAACCACAUGCAUGGUACGACAGUGGUUGCAAGUGGUUUACCACAGGCCAUUGGGAAUUCGCGGUGUGGAUGUUUGCAGAAGGCAUGCCGUCGCCCUGUUCAGCGUUGCAUGCAGUACCCAUGCCAGUCCCAGCCCCCAAUGCCCCCACAACUAGCUUAUACAUUCGGUCGAUCUUGUACAGCACACGGCCCAACUUUGCCCAAGUGGACGACCUGUUGACCAUGGCUAUGAAGAGUGUCCACACCAAGUACGACCCCGAUAUCCGAUCACUUUGCAUCGAGAUGCAACGGCACGACAUCGCGGUGGACUUUGCCGCUCAAGACGCCGCCUCGUGCACCAUCGGUCGAGCGUUUCGAACGUGGAUGACGUGGCGCCACCACCGAGCCGUAUUCUGGAUGGAAUCGGCGGUUCGUGCGUUUCAAACGUACAAACGACCACAUCGUCAUCAUGCAAAGAAGUCGCGAACCAAAAAGGCCUUAACGUCAGGGAAAGGAGCCCUAGACCAGUCUACAUUGCCUCUGCCAUCAUCAGUGCCUGAAAUCUCAAUCGAAAUGGCACCCACCGCCCCUCCACAUGAAGAUUUAGUGGCAUUAUACGGCGCGUCGUCUGACGAAGGCGACUACGGAUCCCGACUGCGGUUUAUCUUGCAUCGAGCGAAAGUCAUUGCAGACAAGUCCACCACUGCCUUAACGUUUGACCACGUAUCUCCUCCGUGGCUCAAGCAAUUGCACACCGUUCGGGAUAUGGUGCGAAGCGACGUCUACAUGACUCAGUGGAAAGCGGGGGUGUUGCGGAAUUUAGCGGUGGUGGUCGCGUUGAUGGAAGCUGCGAAUGGACCGACAGAGUGUUCUCGUUAUGGCCACACGCUACUGAAAGACAUUGAACUUUGCCGCAUGGGUAACAUUCAGCCCCGCAUGGACCAGCUCAUGCACCUCGCCACGUCGGAAGAGUCGAAGAGAAAUUUGCCGUAUUUCCACCUCCUGCAACGAAAGGUUGGCCACGCCAAAUGAUAUGCAUGCGCGUGGCAGGACGAGCGCUCAAUGCAUGGUAACCUGUUUCUAACGUUAAUAAUCUACCCGUACAAGUAGUAUCUGGUACUACCGGUAGAGUACUAAUAUGUAUCGUAGUACAGUACCUA
Aphanomyces astaci is the source of this 1672-nucleotide messenger RNA. RefSeq lists its product as hypothetical. The record is from RefSeq and is a predicted model, not a curated record. NCBI's taxonomy places the organism in Eukaryota, Oomycota, Saprolegniomycetes, Saprolegniales, Verrucalvaceae. Bases 171 to 1544 code for a protein of 457 amino acids. The transcript is spliced from 4 exons.